UCCAUACCCCAAGGGUCGUCACACCCACCAACUUUGCAUUGCCCAUGACCCCAAGCGAAUCCACCACUAUGCCCCAAACCACCAGGCCAAAGGUCAUGGUUACUAGUGUGCCUCAACCAACGUUGACCUUUCUCAGGUCAGACACUCCGCAGAGACUGUUGUGCUUCAGUAUUACAUAAUAACUGCUAAUAUUUUUUUUUUUUUGCUGUGUUUUACAUUUUUGUCUUGGUUUUGAUUGAAAAUUGUCGCUGCCUCAUUUUAUUACAUUUAGUUUGGUUUUUGUUUAAUAUGUUGGCUUUUAUGGAUGGAUUAAUGUGCGUUGAUAAGUGGCCACAUACGGUUACUCAUCCAUUUGGCUCUCUCUUGAGCAGCAGUGAGCCUAGGCCUCCUCAGAAGGCUGCUAGGAGGUCUGCGUCUGCUGACGUCUACAUGUACGAUGACUCAGAGGAAGAUGAUGAAACUGGUUAUGCUGAUCCUGUUCAUGAUGACCUUUAUGCUCGUAAAGUGGGCUUAACAGAAGCCCAGUCCAUUUCCACUGCCCACUAUGAUAAAUUUCUCCCAAAGUUUUGGACACCAGAGGAAGACAUGCAUGUGCAGAAAAUCAGACUGGGCUCUCAGCGUCGGCCCUGGUACAGAAAGAUCCAGGGCUUCAGCCAGAAGAAGUCUGGCUCAUCCUCAGAGGACUCCGAAUGUGAUUCCGACCACACAGCCACUCAUGCUCACUCAAGACACCUUUGGAGCCCAAAGAUUUCAGCUCCCUGAUUUUUGGCCCAGGCCGGACCCCACUUCAGGCCCAAGACUCAUUAGGUGCAAGAGACACCCACUAUUAGGGCGAGAACACCCUAAUGACCCAUACAAUGUAUCUGAGGACAUUCUCCCUGACUUGGAAAAUGAUGACAUGUUUAGCCGCCGCACAUGUGCCUUCUACUCUAACACUGAGCUGGCCAAGAUGAAAUAUGGGGGUAUACUUUCCUUACAUCACAGGUCUGAGCCAUGUAUCAGAUUGGUCACUCAGCAUAGUGAUGUCAAAUCUAAGUACCCGGACAUUGAGAAAGACGAUGUGGCCACUCGCAGGUUACAGCAUCAGUGUAAACAGCGCCCCCUUUCAGGAGCACCUGAUAUCUAUCACCCUGUGCCUAUUCCUGACCUCUGGGUACAGCAACAGAAACUGCAGGCCAAAAUAUCCCCCCCAGUACAGGUGGCUUCCCCGAUGUAUCCAAAACAGAAGGGGACCGAACAUCAAAAAUCAGAUGAUAUGGUAGUUAGGAAGCUUGGAAUUGCACAUGUCCAGAAUCCCACUGAGGUAUCUCAGAGGUCACUUGGAACUCAAACAGGCCCGAGUGUACCUUCAGUCUGCAACGAGGAAGAUCUCCAAAAAUGGCAAGCCAUCAGAGAGGCCAGUCGCCUAAGAUAUAAGAAGAAGCUGAUGGUUGAGAGACUGUUGCAAAAGAACUCAGAUAGUGAUGGGGCUAAAUCACUGAGUGACAUCCAAGUUGAGCAGGCAUUACAACAGGUUCAGUACGAAGAUCUGCAAAAGGUCCGUGCCAAGGUGAAGGAGAAUGAAGACAGGUGGCAGGAUGAUCUGACGAAAUGGAAAAACAGGCGCAAGAGUGUUAACUUAGAUAUCAUGAAGAAAAAAGAAGAGAGAGAGCAGAUCGAGAUACUUACUUCAGGGAGCGGCACCAGGAAAUCAAGGACGUUCAAGGAAAUGGAAGAGGAGAGGGAAAGCCGAGAGCCAGGCUACAGGAGUCGCUUCGCUUCCUUGUCCACAUCUGAUGACCAAGAUGUCUUUGAAGAACCCACACACAAGACCAGGGUUUUACCAAGCCGCAGCAAUACUGUGGAUAAUCCCUACUCCCUGAGACGAUCUAAAGUGCGCUCUCUUCCCAGUUUGCUAGACGAUGAACCUAAGACUGGCAGCAUGCCAACAGAUGAGGCAGAUGCGCCAUCCGGUCCUGUCCAGUCCAGCUCAGGGAGCAGCCUUCUGGAUGAUCCGGUUCCAAUCAGCGUCAUUAGCAAACCCAGGCUACUAGAGCCCACCAGCAACACUCAAUCAACUCGCACCAGCACUAUCAUCAGCAGCCCAAAACUAGAGGCUAAAAGCAGCUCAAAACCAAUUACAGAAUCCAACAUCUCUGCUAAACCUACCCCUGCACCUAGGCAAGGCCAAAGUCAGGCAUCCUUGUAUAAACCAGUUUCAACAGAAAUGAAGCAACCCAUUGCACCUCAGGUUUCUGCUUCACUUCCGAGGAGCUACCAGAGAUCAGAUAGUGCACGCAUCACUUCUGUUGUCACUCCCAGACCAUUUGGUGCCUCAGCUACCAAAGUUGCAUCCCUGCCCCGUGCCUAUACGGUAGGUGACUCUCAGAAGUACUUUAAUGGUGAGACAAAGAGUAGUAGGCAUACUACAAUUAAUUCCCAGACCAGUUCCGUACAAAGCAGUAAUGAGAAUGAAGGGCAAGAAGAGGAGCAAGUGGUUCCCCCUACACAGACCUCCUCAGCUGUCACCCCGGUCAGCCGUGUAGCUCCACAACCCAAAGUGUUUCCUGUCAACAGUACACAGCAGGAAAGCUACAAUGAAAUGAGGAUCAGCCUGAACCAAAAACCCAACAGCAGUAAUGACUUUGGCUUCCAGACUAACUGGGACUCCACAGGAGCCGUUGUUAAAUCUAUAAAACAAGACAGUCCAGCAGAGCUGUGCCACCUGCAGGUCGGGGAUAAGAUUUUGGCAGUGAAUGGGCAGAAGGUGGCAGACAUGAGCUAUGAACAGUGGAAAAGGAGCAUGGAUGAAGCCCUGAAGGAUGGUAGCCUGUUUAUGGACAUUCGCAGACAGGGAAAGAACAACUGGGGCAAAGACCUACCUUCCCUUCCAUUUAAAAGACAUAAGGUCAUCAAUCUCACCAGUACGGAUCCUCUAGGUUCCCCUGAGCCAUAUGCCAACAUGAGCCUGGACUUCACCUCACGCCGAGGCAUGGAUCCCAAUGUGAAACCUCUGAAUGUCAGCUCCCAGCCUGUCAAUCGUCUGCCAUCCACUGGCAUUAAUGGUGGAAUUAAUGAGGAACCUGUGCUUCUGAGAAACGAAGAACCCAUUUCUUUAAAAAACCUUAAAAGGAGAUCGGAGUUUUUUGAACAAGGUGGAUCUGAAAAUCAGAUCACAGACCUACCAGUUCCCUCUCACUCAGCCUCCUCUACUCGCUGGUCCUGGGACCCAGAGGAAGAGCGCAGGCGACAGGAAAAGUGGCAAAAAGAGCAGGAUCGCCAGCUCCAGGAAAAGUAUCAACGCGAUCAAGAAAAGCUAAAGGAGGAGUUUGAAAAAGCCCAGCAGGAGGCUGUAACAGAAGGCACAAAACAAUAUCAAGAGGAUCUGAGGAGCCUUGAGAUGGAACGCGAGGCCUCAAGACUCAAAGAGGAAGAGGAGAAGAGGAGGAGAGAGGAGGAGAGGAAGAGAAGGGAGGAACAGGUGCGCCUUGAGGAGGAGAGGAAAAGAAGGGAGCAACAGGAGCGCCUUGUGGAGGAGAGGAAAAGAAGGGAGCAACAGGAGCGUGUUGAGGAGGAGAGGAAAAGAAGAGAGCAAGAGGAGCAACUUGAGGAGGAGAGGAAAAGAAGAGAAGAGCAGAAAAAGAGGGAAGAACAGAAACGUCUGGAAGAAAAGAGACAGAAGGAAGAAGAGGAGCUUAAACAAAGGGAGGAGGAAAAGAAAAGAAGAGAGCAAGAGGCACUAAGACUGCAGAGGAAAAGAGAAGAAGAGGAGGAGAGGAGGCGCCAAGAAGCCCAGCAGAGACUUCAGGCAAAUGAUGUGGAGUAUACUUUCCCUGAGCUAUCCUACUCACACAGGGCCAAGUCCAAAUCUACUCCAGAGCUGGAUGACAUAGAAAAAAAUGAUAUUAAAGGUGUGUAUAGCAAGCACAGGGGUCUGGCAGGUUGGCUUCUGGAGGAAGAGUUAAGAAGGAAGAAAGAUCCUCAUAUCCUGAGACAGCAAGCUGCAUCUGAGCUGGAACUAGAGAGGAGAAACCUCCUUAGUGCUAUGAGAUACAGUAACCCAGAGAGAGCUGUAAGCAGUGGUCUGGGUGAGAGCACUUUGAAUAAGGCCUACCAGAAUAGGAAAGAGCCGGUAUCUCAGGCUGAAGUAGAAAGGCAGCAGAUCAUUCAGGACAUGAAAAAGAAGACUUCAUUGCUGCCAGACAACAAAUGGAUCAGACAAAGUAGUGUCAACAAUGUGAACAAACAGCCAGCCUACAUUCCCUUGAGGAGGGGUGAGUCUCUGGACAACCUGGAUGUGACAAAGAAUCACCAAUCCUGGAGGUCAUCAUGGACUCCGGAGACCACUUCCUCCAUCCCAGACUAUAGCCGUCCUUAUUCAUCUCUGAGUUCCAGUAGGCCAUUGUUGCCCCAGUCCACAUCUAGCGCCUCCACAAAAACUGAGAAUCAGCCAUCCUCACGAAACAGGUCAGUCAGUGGCAGGAAAACGUGUACUUUCUGUGAUAUGCCACUUGGCAAAGGAGCAGCAAUGAUCAUCGAGUCCCUGGGGCUCUGUUUUCAUUUACAAUGCUUUAAGUGCUGUCAAUGUAAAGCUGACCUUGGUGGCUCAGAAAGUGGAGCUGAAGUCAGGAUACGAAACAAACAGCUUUUCUGUAACUCCUGCUAUAUGCGUCUCAAAACAGGGCAGCCUACAGCCAUGUGACCUUACUGGAUUACAGCAGAUUGAAGAAGAACCUGGUCCACAUACAUAACCAUGAACACUAAUACUGGAGUUAUGCAUGAGGACAAGAACACUAUAGGACGACAGACAAGAUUACUCAAUACACAUAUGUGCUUCCUUUUUACCUAUUAAGAAGGGGGGGUAAAGUUUCCAUAAAGUAUUAUUAACUAUGCUUGCACAAAGUACAAGGGAAAUACAUUCACUUAGAAACUAGCAAUGUAUUUGAAAUUAUUGUCAUUGUGUUCUUUACAAAAGCAAGUUCUUGAUGAUUUGUCAUGUUGGACAUAUGUCAUAGAGGUCUCUUUGGUAGUAAUUUUUGGAUUGAUAGAAUCUGCUGUUUUUCUCAUAGCAUUUUAAGUCUAUCUUCAUCAGACUUCUGUAUGUUAUGGUGUGUUAUCAAAUAUCCUGUCAUCUAUUCUUCAUUGUGCCUUUAUGUUUGUGAUGGGAAAAAAAUAUUUAAAAUAAUUAUAUUAAGAGUAUAUUUAAAAGUGAUAUGGUUUGUAGGAAGAAUUUUGUGGCAUUCAUUUAAGACAUUGAAGUAAGAUUUUCCACAAAGUUUAACAAUCUAAAUACAUGUAAAAGAAAAUGUAUUUACCAAUACUUGUAAAUAAAGUGACCAAAAUGUG
This is a messenger RNA of Tachysurus vachellii, 5325 nucleotides long. It is a transcript of the gene lmo7a, whose product is annotated as LIM domain 7a. NCBI's taxonomy places the organism in Eukaryota, Metazoa, Chordata, Actinopteri, Siluriformes, Bagridae. Gene Ontology annotation, biological process: regulation of signaling; regulation of cell adhesion. The record is from RefSeq and is a predicted model, not a curated record. Bases 545 to 4681 code for a protein of 1378 amino acids. Gene Ontology annotation, molecular function: protein binding. The transcript is spliced from 25 exons.